Talaromyces amestolkiae is the source of this 1452-nucleotide messenger RNA. RefSeq lists its product as uncharacterized. Gene Ontology annotation, cellular component: nucleus. Gene Ontology annotation, molecular function: dioxygenase activity; ubiquitin binding; zinc ion binding. Gene Ontology annotation, biological process: DNA alkylation repair; DNA repair. NCBI's taxonomy places the organism in Eukaryota, Fungi, Ascomycota, Eurotiomycetes, Eurotiales, Trichocomaceae. The coding region runs from base 1 to 1452 and encodes 483 amino acids. The record is from RefSeq and is a predicted model, not a curated record. The transcript has a single exon.
AUGGGUGAAAAGCUACCACGCAAACGUCGGAGACUCUUCUUUGAGACUUACGCUGACUACGAUGCUCAAAAGCACAACCUUGAGCGCGAGGUAGUUAGACCUAAACAUCAACCAGUACAAGAGCAUAAAAAGGAUGACAAAGGGCAACAUGACGAGGAGCCUACAGAGUUGAAGCUCGCUCGAUUAAUAUCUCUAUUCCCAGAUAUAGAUGAAGCCGUAUUGCUCGAUGUGCUAGUAUCCUACGAAGGAUGCGUCGAAGCGGCAUCUGCAUGUCUAGAUGCGCGGCAGGACUUAAUGCGAGAAAAAACGCCAAACCCUACACCUGGCAUACAAACCUCCCUUCUCUCCUCAUUCCAACCAACAUCACCAAAAUCCUCUGCAGCGUCAUCAGGCUGGUCCAAACCACUCACAAGACGAGGCAAAACACUCUACCUCUACUCCCCGGAUGACAUCGCAAAACACACCCCAUGCUCUAUAAUCCACAACUUUCUUCCCACGGAAGAUGCAAACGCUCUCUUAGUCGAGUUGCUUGAAGAAGCCAAAACUUUCCAACCAGACACGUUUCAGUUAUUUGACAAAACAGUCCAGAGCCCACAUACAAGCAAACUAUACGUUUCCACAGACUACGAACUGAGCCAGCAAACAGAGCAAUACGUCUACAACGGGGUAUACCAAAAGGACGUCCGCAAACUCUCGCCUAGGAUGAAAGCUGUAUCUGGAAAAGUGCAAAGGGCUGUUAACGAGCAUGUCCAGCAACGUAUCAAAACACAUUAUCCAGACGGCAAAAAAUUGAAAUAUCAAUCACCCAAAGAGUGGGUGCCGAAUGCGGCGUUCGUGAAUUGUUACGAUGGGCCGCAGAAAAGCGUGGGAUAUCACUCUGAUCAGCCGACGUAUUUGGGGCCGAGGGCUAUUAUUGGCAGUUUGAGUCUGGGGGUUGCUAGGGAGUUUCGUGUUCGAAAGGUUGUUGCGCGAGAUACUGCUGCUAGCGAAGAUAGCCAACAACAACAAGACGAAGAAGCUUCAAAGAAAAGCCGCCUACCAGAUCCCAUAGCCGACGCCCAAGGCCAAAUCUCGAUACAUCUCCCGCAUAACUCCCUCCUCGUAAUGCAUGCGGAAAUGCAAGAAGAAUGGAAACACUCCAUCCCCUCAGUGUCCACCAUCUCCCCUCACCCAAUAGCCGGCAACAAACGAAUCAACAUCACGUAUCGAUGGUAUCGUGAAUCCCUCCAUCCACGCAAUAUCCCGCGUUGUCGUUGUAAUGUGCCCACGAUAUUACGGUGUGUGCAACGCAAGCAAGGGUCAAGAGGGCGGUAUAUGUGGAUGUGUUAUGCGGGUUAUUCGCCGGGAAGUAAAGGGUGUUCGUUUUUCCAGUGGGCGGAGUUUGACGAUGAUGGAGAGCCGAUGUGGGAGAAGAUGGGGAUUAAGCGACCCCAUCAGACGACUACUGAUUAG